Endocarpon pusillum Z07020 is the source of this 3579-nucleotide messenger RNA. RefSeq lists its product as uncharacterized. The record is from RefSeq and is a predicted model, not a curated record. Bases 1 to 3579 code for a protein of 1192 amino acids. Lineage: Eukaryota; Fungi; Ascomycota; Eurotiomycetes; Verrucariales; Verrucariaceae. Gene Ontology annotation, biological process: nucleoside metabolic process. Gene Ontology annotation, molecular function: catalytic activity; protein binding. The transcript has 2 exons.
AUGGCAAAACAAAGUCGACCUCGUCGCGAAGACUACACUGUAGCAUGGGUAUGCGCCCUCUACAUCGAACUCGCCGCCGCGGAAGAGAUGCUCGACGAAGAACACGAUGACUUCGAUCACGACGCCAAUGACACCAAUAUAUACACACUCGGCCGCAUCGGCGAACAUAACGUUGUUAUCGCUUGUCUGCCGGAGGGUCAACCGGGAACGAACUCAGCCGCGGCGGUCGCCGUCCAGAUGAAGUCGGCCUUCAAGUCAAUCCGAUUCGGUCUGAUGGUAGGCAUUGGAGGAGGCGUUCCAAGUGUGGAGGCAGAUAUACGGCUUGGAGAUGUAGUGGUCAGCAAGCCACAUAUGAUGCAUGGGGGAGUCGUGCAAUACGAUUCUGGAAAGGCUACACCAAGUGGAUUCGAGCGGACUGGUUUUCUUAACACUCCGCCAACAAUUCUACUUAGCUCGGUCGCAAAGCUGCGGGCUAAGUAUUCAAGAGGAAAAAGUAUACUUCCGGAAUAUAUCUGUAAACUUAACAGCCUACCCAUCUUCGCACGUGAAAAAGCUGGACCUGAUAUAUUAUAUGAAGCAGACUACAAUCAUGAGGGAGGAGAUACAUGUGAACAAUGCAGCAGAGCGUGCGUUGUGGAUCGGCAGCAACGUACUCAAGAUAUUUUGGUCCACUACGGCACAAUAGCAUCAGGAAAUCAAGUUAUGAGAGAUGCCACCGAAAGGGAUAAAGUUAGCUCGCAGCUCGGUGGCGUCCUCUGCUUCGAGAUGGAGGCAGCGGGCCUGAUGAACAGCUUCCCAUGCCUUGUUAUCAGAGGCAUAUGCGACUACGCCGACUCGCACAAAAACAAGAGAUGGCAGGCAUAUGCAGCGGGAGCGGCAGCAGCGUAUGCAAAGGAAGUCCUAUCGGUGAUACCUACGGCUGAAGUGGCGAGAUCAUGUACCGUCGAUGAGAUCAUUAGAGAAAAGAGUGCACUAGAGGAUACGCUUAAUCGUUUGCCGUACGCUGUUGAGGAGCUCCAAAACGCGCAAGAGAAGGACAGGACCCGGCAAACAUUGUCAACCCGGGACGAUAAGGCGAAAAAGUUCCUCAAGAUGCUUUACACCUGUCGCUACAAAGAUCACAAAGAAAGGAACCGUGACCGUGUGCCGGGUACAUGUGAAUGGUUCACCAAUCAUCAUCUUUUCCAAAACUGGAAGAAAAACAAAAGGUCUAGCCUCCUCUAUGUGACGGCGGAUCCAGGCAGCGGGAAGACGGUUUUAGCAAAGUAUCUGGUAGAUCACAUCCUCCCGAACACAAGCCAAAGGACUACUUGUUACUUCUUUUUUAAGGAUGAUUUCACAGAGCAAAAGAGCAUUACCAAUGCUGUCUGUGCCAUAUUACGACAGAUUUUUCUGGCAAAACCGCAUCUUUUGCAAGACUCAAUACUUGACAGAUUUGACACCGAUGGCGAUAAAUUCACUCAGUCGUUUCACGAUUUAUGGAGUACGCUUAUCAGUGUUGCAGCUGAUCAGAACGCUGGAGAGGUCGUCUGCAUCCUAGAUGCCUUAGACGAGUGUCAGGAGAGCGAUCGGUCUCAGCUCAUCAAGGCCGUGAGAAAGCUCUACAUCGCCGAUUCAAAUAAGUUCAGCCUAAAGAUUUUGUUAACCAGCAGGCCAUACGACCAUAUACGGCGUGAAUUCCGGGAUUUAGAGAGCCACCUGCCUACCAUUCACCUAAGUGGUGAGGACGAGGUCGAAGUUGAGAAGAUUUCACGAGAGAUAGACCUCGUAAUCCAAAGGAGGGUCGGGGAUAUCUGUACAAAAAGGUGUCUAGAGCCGGACGAGCGUACGUUUCUGCAAGAUCAGCUCACACUUGCGCCCAACCGGACCUAUCUCUGGGUUGAUCUUACCUUAGAUGUGAUCGAGAACAUCUCGGGUUUUACCAAAGGGAACGUCCGUAAAGCAGUACGCCAAAUACCUCAAACCGUCGAUGAUGCUUACAACAGAAUCUUGGACAGAAGUUCGGAUACCGAAAAAGCCAGGAGACUCUUGCAUAUUGUUGUUGCUGCAACAAGGCCGCUGUCUUUGGACGAGAUGUCGGUGAUAAUGGCAAUCGAGGAAACUCAUGGAUCAUACGACGACGUUAUGCAGGAAAUAGAACCAGAAGAAAGGUUCCGAGGCACUCUUAGAGACCUUUGCGGCCUCUUCGUGGUUAUUGUAGAUGCGAAAAUCUACUUACUUCACCAAACUGCGAAAGAGUUUUUGGUUCGGGAUGAUUCCUUAGCAUCGUUGAAGAGCCCUUCUCGCCUUAACUCCCAGCAUAAUCCACUUGAAUGGAAGCAUUCACUGCAACUAGAGGGGUCAAACAGAAUACUUGCCGAAAGAUGUAUUUGGUAUCUUACUUCAGAUUUUUUUAAGACUCCACUUCGAGUCUUGCUCGAUUACUCUGCCCGAAAUUGGGUUACUCACUUUCGUAAGGCGGGUAUACGGAGCAAGGAGCCAAUAGCAGCAUUAGCACGAAUGCUUUGUGAGCCAGGAUCAAGACAAUAUAAGACCUGGUCCGCUAUCUGUAAAAUUUGGAUCCCUGACUCUGAAAGCUGCCUUACUAUAGCAUCAUAUCUUGGGCUUGAAGCUAUAGUAAAACUGCUGCUCGAGACUGAGAAGGUGGACGUGGACUCGAAAGAUUCUGAGUUGGAUCAGACGCCACUGUCCUGGGCUGCAGAGAACGGACAUGAGAUGAUUGUGAAGCUAUUACUUGAGACGGGGAAGGUAGACGUGGACUCAAAAAGUUCUAAAUUGGGUCACACGCCACUAUUAUGUGCUGCAGAGAACGGAUAUGAGACGGUUGUGAAGCUGUUGCUUAAGACUGGGAAGGUAGACGUGGACUCAAAAGACUGUGACAGUCGGACGCCGCUGUCACGGGCUGCAGCGUAUGGACAUGAGACAGUUGUGAAGCUGUUGCUUAAGACCGGGAAGGUAGACGUGGACUCAAAAGACUGUGACAGUCGGACGCCGCUGUCACGGGCUGCAGCGUAUGGACAUGAGACAGUUGUGAAGCUGUUGCUUAAGACCGGGAAGGUAGACGUGGACUCAAAAGACUGUGACAGUCGGACGCCGCUGUCACGGGCUGCAGCGUAUGGACAUGAGACAGUUGUGAAGCUGUUGCUUAAGACCGGGAAGGUAGACGUGGACUCAAAAGACUGUGACAGUCGGACGCCGCUGUCACGGGCUGCAGCGUAUGGACAUGAGACAGUUGUGAAGCUGUUGCUUAAGACCGGGAAGGUAGACGUGGACUCAAAAGACUUUGAGGGUCAGACGCCGCUGUCACUGGCUGCAGAGAACGGAUAUGAGACGGUUGUGAAGCUGUUGCUUAAGACCGGGAAGGUAGACGUGGACUCAAAAGACUGUGACAGUCGGACGCCGCUGUCACGGGCUGCAGCGUAUGGACAUGAGACAGUUGUGAAGCUGUUGCUUAAGACCGGGAAGGUAGACGUGGACUCAAAAGACCCCCAAGGUAGGACGCCGCUGUCCUGGGCUGUAGGGAACGGACAUAAGACUAUUGUAAAGCUGCUUGAGAAGGCACAACAGUCACAACUGUAA